AUGGGUAAAGCCGCUAGCAACACUUCUCACGCCAUCCAAGCCGGUAACAAGGCCGUCAUCAUCUCGCCAUGGCAGCACAAGGUCAUCGAGAUCCUGCCUUUGAACAAGUUCGGCGGUCAAUGCAGCUUCAACGGUGUGAUGAACGGCGAGGUCUCGCUGAACGACAGAUACUUGCACCAGGUCGCUGUUGUCGAGAACGGCGAGUUCGUGUGCCUCAGAGACGAAUAA
This is a messenger RNA of Lachancea thermotolerans CBS 6340, 228 nucleotides long. Its product is annotated as KLTH0D09570p. The record is from RefSeq and is a predicted model, not a curated record. The coding region runs from base 1 to 228 and encodes 75 amino acids. NCBI's taxonomy places the organism in Eukaryota, Fungi, Ascomycota, Saccharomycetes, Saccharomycetales, Saccharomycetaceae. The transcript has a single exon.